This is a messenger RNA of Malus domestica (apple), 2967 nucleotides long. RefSeq lists its product as uncharacterized. The record is from RefSeq and is a predicted model, not a curated record. Lineage: Eukaryota; Viridiplantae; Streptophyta; Magnoliopsida; Rosales; Rosaceae.
AUAUCUUUUUCCAUCUCUCCUUCGCUAAACUCUCUUCCCUUCUCUCUCUCUCUCUCUUAUUCCUACAGUCUGAAGCGGCCAUGGAAGCAAACCAAACCUCCAUGAAAUGGAAGCGGCCUUCACCUGUAAUGCGGAUCAGCAACGGCGUCAAAUCUCAGAUCCAGCUCCACACCCACCGAUCCGAUCAGGCCAGAAAUUGUGACGGCGAUUCUAAGCUUCCGAGCUCCGAAUCACUCCGGAAAAGACCCAGAUCAUUAGAUCAGAUCAUGGAAGGAUCUUUAACCGGCACCUUGCUCCGGAGCACCCUGAUCAAAGAUCUCCGCGUCAAACGGGUAUUUUCCCCAACCUCUGACCCGCCUGAGAACGUGAACGACCACCAAAAAUUAGGGAUUGGAUUCGGUUCGCAUGAACCAGAAAAUGGUCCCAAGGCGGCGAAGAACGAUGGGUUGGAGAGUUCUGGAAAUGGGAUUUCUCGCUCUGGUCCAAAUGUGGCUGAUUCGGAGAGCAUAGGGACUGAGAAUUCAGAAAUGGGGUUUGUGUUGGAUGAUGCCAGUCUUAAAUCCCCGGCCAGUAAAGGGAUCGGUGGCUCCGCUCAGCAAUGUGCCCAGAAAUCAUCACCCGAUGCGAAGGCAAAUAGUUUUCGUGUCAAUGUCGAUUAUCAAACCAAAUCGGUCCUUAAGCCUCGACAGAGAGUGUUUAAAGCUCCCGGCUCAUUCAGUUAUAGACGAUUGCUUCCGUAUUUAAACGAUAUGGCGAAAGACAAUUCUUGUAUGCUUGAGUUUCGUCAACAGCCAAAUCUUAAUAAAGGUUUGGAAGGAAAACCGUUCCAGGGUAAGCGGGCUUCUGAAAAUCAAGCAGGUUUCUUGCAUCAAUUUAAUGAGCAGAAACUUUCCAGGGAGUGUCCUACCAAUGGUUCUUCUGCUCAGCUGGAAACUGUACAAGUUUCUUCAAAUGACACAUCUAAUGAUAGUGUUGCUUCGGAAUCACCAUCUAUGACUGUGGUUGAUGAGUGUCGGUCAAAGCCACCUGUUGAUGAACAGGUUGAAAUUUGUGAUUUGGGAUUUUCUUGCAAAGUUCAGAAGUUAAAUUCUCCGAGCCCCUUUUCCUCAUCAGCUGUGGAGGACUCUCUAGUUAAUAAGGAUCAUGUUAUUGACGUGUAUGCUGAUGGUGAUACACCAGUAGAGAAUGCGGGGACUGCCGAUAAAGCUGUUAAUGGGUUUCCGGGCGAAGCUCAAAAUGUGAAAGAUAAAAAUCCCAACUCACAUUCGAUUGUGGAGGAGUGCUAUUCAUGCAAGGAUAGUGAAGUUGGUCAGAACAUAAACCUACUUCAGAAUGAUGGGAUGAGAAAAAAUGACAUGGGCUAUCUUUGUAAAGACCAAAAUCCAAAUCACUUAAAUGAGCAGAGAGUUGGUAAUGCCGGUGACAUUUUGAAUCAGAUAGAUGAUUCAAACGAAGACGAUUGCCAGAUGACACCACCAGAUGCUGAGAUCUUAGGGAAACUUAAGGGGGAAGUAAAAAGAGUUAGUGAAGAAGGAUAUGUUCUUCAGAGUACAAAUGAAGGUUCGGAGAUGCCAUCCACUGCAUUCAAUCAUAGAGAUGUUCCAUCUGUUGAUAUUAAGAGACAUGAAUCUACUCCCAAGAGAAAUCUGGUUUUAAAUCCAUGUUCACGACUCAAGUUGUUUAGGAGUCCGGGAUCAAUUAGCUACAGAAGAUUGCUUCCAUUUCUUAUGGACAUGGAGAAGACUAACUCUGCUGCCAAUACUGAUAAGGAUUUGAAACAAAAGCAACUGUCACCAGUGACUCCUAAUCAGCAAGAAACACCAAUGGAUAAAUCAGAGGGCUUGAAAUUUCAAUCAAAGCAUCAAAUUUGUGAUCCCGGUACUCUACCGACACCACAACUAGUGACAGCUAAUGGCUCAUCUAACGAUGGUGGACAGAAUUUAACUUCUCCAGAGCACGUCCCUGAAUCUCAAAUGCCAAUUGAUUUACAAGAGGAACAUUAUGCUGAGCAGGCUGUAUCAGGUAAACAAAGUAAACUGGAAACACGCCCUGAGAUAAUGAGUUCGGAACAAGAAACAGAUGCACCAGUCACUUUAUUAUGCCCCAGUACUUCCUUAAAAGACGGUGCAAUAUCAGUCAGUGAUUCAUUAUCUGAUAAACCUGAAGAGGAAGGCAUAAGUUCAAGAGCAACAUUAUCUAAUGGUGGGAAGCCACUUCAAGCUAAUAGCUUUUCUCAGAACUCAUCCGAAAUUGCUGCCACAGUUUCUUCAGGUAUUCAUGAAGUUGGUCCCAGAAAAGGGAUCCUUAAAAGAAAUCCACGAGAUGCAGAGGACUCUGCUCGUGUUUGAAUUGUGCUUCGUUUAGACUCCAUGCAGAGAGAGCAUUUGAGUUCUCUAGAAAUCAGAUGCAAGAUGCUGAAGAAGUAGCCUUAGAUUUGAUGAAAGAACUAUCCAAUUUACGUAAGAUAUUAGAAUUAUCAGCUGCUAGUGCAACUAAUCCCAGCAUGAACUUAAACGAGGUUAAAGAAGCUUGCAGGAGAGCAUCUGAAGCGGAAGGCAUUGCAAGAAACCGCCUCGGUGAAAUGAAUUAUGAUCUCAACAUUCACUCCAGAGUCACAUGCUUGCAGGAACCAAGUGUCACAUUUGCAAAUUACGUUGAAGAAAAAGUCAUUCCGAAAGAAAAGUUUUCAAGCAGCUAGUGUCAGAUCACGAGAAAAAGAAUUGCUUUCUUUGUGGCUAGGAUAGAUUAGGUUGGAUUAUGGGAACCGUUCGUGUUUACAGGAGGAUUUGGUUGGAUUGAUAUCCAGGAUGUUUCUAACUACACAAUUUUGUGGAAACUGUAUCAAUCUUGUAUCUCGGGACAACGUUGUUAUAGAUUCAGAUUUCUGUAGAACUUCCAUUGUGUGAAUUUGAGUUAUUUGAAUGUUGAAAUACUUUGUGGGGAAUGAACCUCAUGCAGUGGUAGAAA